AUGGCUUUUCAAGAAUUCAAUGAUACUGGUUAUUGGGGUAAACCUACAGCUACCAUUGAUUGGUGUGAGAAAAAUUACGAAGUAAAUUACUAUGUUGCUGAAAUGUGGAACACUAUCAGUAAUUUAAUGAUGAUAAUACCUCCAUUAUGGGGUAUUUGGGACAUGAAAAAACAAAAAUUUGCACAAAGAUUUUUUUUUUGUUAUUCAUUCAUUUUGGUGGUUGGUUUUGGCAGUUUGGCGUUUCACAUGACACUUUUGUAUGAAAUGCAGUUAUUUGAUGAAUUACCAAUGGUUUGGGGAACAUGCUAUUGUGUUUAUUGCUUAUCAAUUGUAAAACAUGAUAUGAGAUCUAAGAUUAUUCCGAAUAAACUAUUAUUAUUAGCAUUGAUAAUUAUAAGUAUUGGAUUUGCAAUAAUCUAUCUUGCUUGGCCACAACCAUUACUGCAACAUUUUUGUUAUGGUAUACUAGUUGCUAUAUCAUUGGCACAGGAAAUCAAAUUAAUAUUAGAAUUUAAAUGUGCUGUUUGUAAACGUAUGUUCAUCGUCGCAAUAGCGCUGUACCUGUUUGGGUUUUUUUUGUGGAAUAUAGACAAUAUACUCUGCAAAAAUAUUACGAUCUUAAGAGAACAGAUUCCAAUGUUUCUUCAACCAUUCACUCAAAUGCAUGCCUGGUGGCAUAUAUUUACAGGCUAUGGAGUUUAUAUUCAAGUUCUAUUUUGUAUUCACAGCACAUAUGAUUACCAUAAAAAAUAUAAACAUUCAAGUGUGCUUUUACCAGAACAUAUGUAUUUUAGUAUACGUUGGCAGAAAACUACAAAAAGUUAUUAA
Molecule: messenger RNA, 828 nt
Organism: Macrosiphum euphorbiae (potato aphid)
Lineage: Eukaryota; Metazoa; Arthropoda; Insecta; Hemiptera; Aphididae
Source: the annotation of a GenBank genome assembly